This is a messenger RNA of Acytostelium subglobosum LB1, 822 nucleotides long. RefSeq lists its product as hypothetical. Gene Ontology annotation, biological process: translational initiation. The transcript is spliced from 2 exons. Gene Ontology annotation, molecular function: RNA 7-methylguanosine cap binding; translation initiation factor activity. Gene Ontology annotation, cellular component: eukaryotic translation initiation factor 4F complex. Bases 1 to 822 code for a protein of 273 amino acids. The record is from RefSeq and is a predicted model, not a curated record. Lineage: Eukaryota; Evosea; Eumycetozoa; Acytosteliales; Acytosteliaceae.
AUGACGACUUCUACAUCAUCAUCGAGCAGCCAGCAGGUUGAUUCUCUCAUUGAGAACUCGGCAAAGUUGUCCAUCGCAGCGGACAACAUUGACAACAACAACAAUGACAACAACGAAAACAACAACAACGACAACAAUACAACGACGACGACGUCAACCGCCACCACUACUUCAUCCGAUGAAUCAUCACAACAGACAACCGCCACCACCACAAGCAGCACCGAGCAGCAACAACAACAAACACAACAACCAACACCAUUGGACAGCAACCUUAUCAAACAUCCACUACAGAACAAAUGGUCGCUUUGGUUCGACUACCGCAAUGCAAAGACAUCGCAGGACCAGUGGGCCGACCAGCUCAAGAAGAUCAUCAGCUUCGACACGGUCGAGGACUUUUGGUGCGUGUUCAACAACCUGCCCGCCGUCAGCUCCAUCAAGUCGGGCAGCAGCUUCCAUCUGUUCAAGGACGGCAUCGAGCCCAAGUGGGAGCACGAGGCCAACAAGAAGGGUGGCAAGUGGAUGGUCAGCAUCAGAGACAAGGCCACCGCCGACAACAUGUGGCUGCAAGCCGUCAUGGCCUGCGUUGGUGAGACCUUUGACACAAGCGAUGACGUCUGUGGUCUCGUCUACCAAUCCAGAAAGCCAGGUGACAGAAUUGCCAUUUGGACCAGACAUGCCAACAAUGAGGACCUCACAAGAAGGUUAGGCAAAUCACUUAAAUCAGCAAUGGAGAUCACCGGAGGACUGUUUGGAUACACUCUUCAUGAGGACUCGCUGAGAACUAGCAGGAGCCAGGGCACCAAGAACCUUUACGACGUGUAA